Messenger RNA from Exophiala xenobiotica, 3352 nucleotides. RefSeq lists its product as uncharacterized. NCBI's taxonomy places the organism in Eukaryota, Fungi, Ascomycota, Eurotiomycetes, Chaetothyriales, Herpotrichiellaceae. Gene Ontology annotation, molecular function: structural molecule activity. Gene Ontology annotation, cellular component: COPI vesicle coat; endoplasmic reticulum-Golgi intermediate compartment; Golgi membrane. The transcript is spliced from 3 exons. The record is from RefSeq and is a predicted model, not a curated record. Gene Ontology annotation, biological process: protein secretion; intra-Golgi vesicle-mediated transport; intracellular protein transport. Bases 225 to 2987 code for a protein of 920 amino acids.
AACGGCUUCAGUUGACACUUUUCCUUCUUGUUGACAAAACGACGGCGAAGCCACGCGCCGACUUCUCCUUUAACUUACAUGUCUUCCUUCCUCUCGUUCUCCACGACAUGAUCCUGCGGUAGUGCACGAAUCGAACCGCUUACUCUCGUCGUUGUGCCCAGGGCAUCCUCAUUAUUCUUGAACCCCGACUGACAACUAGCAUACACAGCGGGACCAGAUUCGCAAUGAGUUACGCAAAGAAGGACGAGGAUGCCGACCACUCCGGCUUCAAGCUGGAUCGGACUUCUGUCUUCCAAGAUGCUCGACUCUUCAACUCUUCUCCCAUAUCUCCGCGACGAUGUCGGACUCUACUCACCAAGCUCGCUGUACUACUCUUCACCGGCGAGAAAUUCCCUACGAACGAAGCUACGACUCUGUUUUUUGGCAUUUCCAAAUUGUUCCAGAAUAAGGACCCCUCUCUGCGUCAGAUGGUGUAUUUGAUCUUGAAAGAGCUGGCACAUACCGCUGAAGAUGUUAUAAUGUCUACCAGUAUCAUCAUGAAAGACAUGACUGUUGGGAGCGAGAUAAUCUACAAGGCCAACUCUAUCCGGGCGCUUUGUAGGAUUAUAGACGCAACGACAGUCCAGGGUAUUGAACGGCUAAUCAAGACCGCCAUUGUCGACAAGUCUCCAGCAGUCUCUUCGGCCGCGCUGGUGUCCUCCUAUCAUCUUCUCCCAAUCGCCAGAGACGUGGUUAGAAGAUGGCAGAGUGAAACUCAGGAGGCAGCAUCUUCAUCCAAGUCUGGCGGAGGCUUCUUGAGCUUCUCGACCGGCUCUCAGCACUCUCUCGCAGCCGCCAACACAAAUUACAUGAACCAGUAUCAUGCAAUUGGCCUGCUGUACCAGAUGCGGUCACAUGACCGAAUGGCCCUGGUCAAGAUGGUGCAACAAUAUGGCGCAGCUGGAGCUGUCAAGAGUCCCGCAGGGGUUAUGAUGCUCGUGCGUCUAGCAGCACGGCUUGCAGAGGAAGACCCGAGUCUCAGAAAACCCAUGAUGCAGAUGCUGGAUACCUGGCUACGGCACAAGAGCGAGAUGGUCAAUUUUGAAGCAGCAAAGGCCAUCUGCAACGUACCAGACGUGACUGACGCUGAGGCUGCACAGGCCAUCCACGUCCUGCAGUCAUUCUUGACUUCGCCCAGGGCCGUCACUAAAUUUGCGGCCAUCCGCAUUCUUCAUGCUUUCGCAUCCUUCAAACCACAGGCCGUUAAUUCCGCCAACCCCGACAUCGAAGCUUUGAUCUCUAACAGCAAUAGAAGCAUCGCUACCUUUGCAAUCACAACUCUCCUGAAGACUGGCAAUGAAGCAAGCGUUGAUCGCCUGAUGAAGCAAAUAGCUGGCUUCAUGGCGGAAAUCACAGAUGAGUUCAAGAUCACGAUUGUUGAAGCUAUUCGAACUCUGUGCAUGAAAUUCCCCAGCAAGCAAGCUGGCAUGCUUACAUUCCUGAGUGGCAUCCUUCGAGAUGAGGGAGGCUACGAGUUCAAGCGUGCUGUUGUGGAGAGCAUGUUUGACCUGAUCAAAUUCGUACCAGGAAGCAAGGAGGAGACGCUGUCACAUCUAUGCGAGUUUAUCGAAGACUGCGAGUUUACUAAGCUGGCUGUCCGCAUCUUACAUUUGAUUGGCGUUGAGGGACCAAAGACGCCCCAACCCACAAAAUACAUCCGCUACAUCUACAAUCGAGUUGUACUGGAAAAUGCUCUGGUUCGGGCUGCGGCAGUGACCGCCCUUGCCAAGUUCGGCGUCGGUCAGAAGGACCCUGAAGUCAAGAAGAGCGUCAAAGUCCUGUUGACGAGAUGCCUAGACGACACCGAUGAUGAAGUAAGAGACAGAGCUGCGUUAAAUCUGCGAUUGAUGGAGGAAGAGGACGACAUUGCCGAACGAUUCGUCAAGAACGACUCUAUGUUCUCAUUGUCGACAUUUGAACACAAGCUUGUCAUGUACGUCACCUCCGAUGACAAGUCUGUUUUCAGCAAGGCUUUCGAUGUCAGCUCUGUUCCAGUCGUGUCACAUGAACAAGCUUUGGCCGAAGAACGAACCAAGAAACUCACCACUGCUACCCCAACGCUCAAGGCACCGAGUACAGGCCCUACCAAGCCCAAGGCCAAUGGUGCCGCAGAGGGCCCGUCAGCAGCGGCUGCUGCUCAGAAAUACACCGAGAUCUUUUCCAGGAUACCCGAGCUUGCCGCUUAUGGGCCGGUGCUCAAGUCCAGCUCUGUUGUAGAGCUCACUGAGAGCGAGACCGAGUAUGUCGUUUCCGCCGUCAAACAUAUCUUCAAGGAGCAUGUCGUUAUUCAGUACGAUAUCAAGAACACGCUGGAUCAGACGGUGAUCGAGAACGUCACGAUGCUGGCGGCACCGUCGGAAGACGAGGAGCCAACCCUCGAAGAGGAGUUCAUCAUUCCUGCAACCGCCCUCAAGACCAACGAGCCAGGUCUUGUCUAUGUCGCCUUCAAGAAACUUGGAGGCGAGCAUUCCUUCCCUACGACCACGUUUGGCAAUGUCCUCAAGUUCACGAGCAAAGAGAUCGAUCCAACGACGGGCGAGGCUGAAGAAGCCGGUUACGACGAUGAAUACGAGGUCGAGAACCUGGAGCUUACAGGUGCCGACUUCGUCUCGCCGGCUUUUGCUGGAAGCUUUGAUCAUAUAUGGGAGGGUACGGGAGCUAAUGGCGAAGAAGCAAGUGAGACCUUGCAAUUAGCAAAUGUCAAGAGUUUGGCAGAUGCAACGGAACAACUCGCUCAAACAAUGUCUUUACAGCCACUCGAAGGCACGGACGUGGUCUUGUCGAACACCACGCAUACGCUCAAGCUGUACGGCAAGUCUGUUACAGGGGGACGUGUUGCUGCGCUGGUCAAGAUGGUCUUUUCGGCGAAGUCUGGCGUUACGGUCAAGGUUUCUGUUCGGACGGAUGAGGCGGGUUUGUCGGGCGCCAUUGCCUCGGUCCUGUCGUGAGAGAAUGAGAGCAAUCCAGCCGGAAAGGGUGUCUGUUGUCAUGAAUCAUGUGAAAAGGCUGCAAAUAGGUGAUAGGUGCUCCGUGUGGAGACUCGUCUUAGCUUGUUGACUGAUGAAAAAUAGAGAAGAGAAUUAAGCGAUACCUCAAAUCUAGCGACAUUGGGAGCUUGCUGAGUGUGAGCGAGUGGGUGAAAUGAAAUGAGAUCGGAUCGAGAGCCUAGGUGCUGAUGCUUUCGACUUAUCUUGACGCGAGACAGCAUUUCACUAAGAUCGAGGGUUUGAUAGACACAGGGACAAAGAGUCCACCUGGAAAUGAAAGAACAGCUGUACUGCUGCAUAGAACCUGAGGUUAGAAGUUGACAUGU